Molecule: messenger RNA, 960 nt
Organism: Saccostrea cuccullata (small rock oyster)
Lineage: Eukaryota; Metazoa; Mollusca; Bivalvia; Ostreida; Ostreidae
Product: ankyrin repeat domain-containing protein 17-like
Exons: 3
Coding region: 1-960 (319 amino acids)
Molecular function (GO): protein binding
Source: RefSeq, a predicted model, not a curated record
AUGAGAAGUAGUUACAUUGCAAUCUGUGUCAAACUACAGAUAUGUGAAACCGAAAAUGAGAGAAAUAUUGAAACAAAUGACAAAUUUACGAGUCUGGAAUCAACUGAUGCAAGCAGUGAUGAAAAACCUGAAAGCAAGGAAUGUAUAGAUCUGUGUAUAAGGGUUCCUAAAAAUCGGUAUCCAAUGUUAGCUGAGAGGUUGUACAGAGAUAUAGAGAAUAUGGAACUGGAUUGUACACCUUUAACAAUAGCUUGUGAGAGCGGCCGUCUGUUUGUAGUGAAGGAGUUGUUGAAAGCCGGAGCUAACGUUAAUCCAAAAGGUCUACAUGAUUUACCAUUGAAUGCUGCAUGUCGUGGUGGUCAUUUUAGUGUGGUCGUUACACUGCUAGAAGCUGGAGCCGAUGUCAGUCCAGAAGGUGUUGAUAAUUCGCUACUGAUUAAUGCGUGUCUAGUUGGUCGCGGUCAUGGAACUGUGAUAAAGAAACUGCUCACAUCAAAAGCUAAUGUCAAUUAUCAAAAUGAUGAAGGAAGCACAGCACUAUUACUAUCUAUUAUACAGAGAAGAGAUAAAAGUAUUAUAAAAAACUUAAUUGAGGCUGGUGCUGAUGUCAAUAUACACAAUAAAGAUCUGUAUACUCCUCUGGCAGCUGCAUGUGGUACUGGUGAUUUGAGCCUUGUAAAAGAACUUCUUGAAAUGGGGGCUUUUAUAAAUCCACAGGACCUAUGGACGCCAUUAUUAGAUGCAUGUGAAGGAGGACAUAUAAGUGUGGUUAAAGAUUUGAUUAGAAAGGGGUCUGAUGUUAAUCUACCGAUUAAAAACACCACUGCCCUGAUAGCUGCAUGUGAGGGUGGACAUGUCAAUGUUGUGAGAGAAUUGCUCAGUAAUGGGGCUAUUGUAAAUCUACAGGGUCGAUAUACCACUCCACUGAUAGCUGCAUGUAAUAAUGGAAAGUGGUGCUGA